CCACCCGUCCAUUUUACACGAAGCAACUGAUUUACCAGCCGCAGCGGCAUAAAAAUCAACUUCGCACGGCAACCGUGAACAAGAGGCGAGAGGCUAUCAAAAUUCAAAACCGACGUAUCCAUCACGCUCCGAGUCUCCGACCCUCUGCUCCGAGCGGCUCUUACGAAACCUACCUCUGCAAAAUCGUUUAGAUCGCUUCUUUCCCAGGACUCCCUUCUCGGUUCCUUCUCUAUUGAGGAUUAAGAUGUACGGCUUCGAAGCUCUAACUUUCAAUAUCCAUGGCGGAUAUCUCGAAGCGGUCGUCCGAGGCCACAGAUCUAGCCUUCUCACGGCUUCUGACUACAACAAUUUGUGCCAGUGCGAAACCCUCGACGACAUCAAGAUGCACCUCUCCGCCACUGAAUACGGUCCCUAUCUGCAGAACGAGCCUUCCCCUUUGCAUACAACUACAAUUGUGGAGAAAUGCACUCUUAAGCUGGUUGAUGAAUAUAAACACAUGUUGUGCCAAGCGACAGAGCCCCUAUCGACCUUCCUAGAGUAUAUAACGUAUGGUCACAUGAUUGACAAUGUUGUUCUUAUUGUAACUGGAACUUUACAUGAGAGGGAUGUUCAAGAAUUAUUAGAGAAAUGCCACCCUUUGGGAAUGUUUGACAGUAUUGCUAGCCUUGCAGUAGCACAGAAUAUGCGUGAGCUUUACAGAUUAGUGCUUGUUGACACACCAUUGGCUCCAUAUUUCUCUGAAUGCAUUACGUCUGAGGACUUGGAUGACAUGAACAUUGAAAUUAUGAGGAACACUCUUUACAAGGCAUACCUUGAAGAUUUCUAUAAGUUUUGCAAGAAACUUGGAGGUGCUACUGCAGAGAUUAUGACUGACCUUUUAGCCUUCGAGGCUGACAAACGGGCUGUCAAUAUCACAAUAAACAGUAUUGGCACUGAGCUGACACGGGAUGACCGCAAGAAGCUUUAUUCUAAUUUUGGUUUGCUAUAUCCCUAUGGGCAUGAGGAACUUGCGGUCUGUGAAGACGUUGAUCAGGUUCGUGGUGCCCUGGAGAAAUAUCCUGCUUACCAGUCUAUUUUUGCCAAGUUAUCUUAUGGAGAGAGCCAAAUGCUAGACAAAGCAUUUUAUGAAGAGGAGGUGAAAAGACUCUGCUUGGCCUUCGAACAACAGUUCCAUUAUGGUGUUUUCUUCGCAUACAUGAGGUUAAGAGAGCAGGAGAUCAGGAACCUAAUGUGGAUAUCUGAGUGUGUGGCUCAGAACCAGAAGUCCAGAGUUCAUGACAGUGUCGUGUUUAUAUUUUAGAUGCUUCAAAAUCCAUCACAUAAAAUGAAAAGUUCCUGGCCUUUUCUGUAUUCUUUUCUACAUCUCUUAUUUUAUUGUUGUAGGUUGCAGAGAUUGGUGCUGCUACUUCCCAUGUAACUAUUUCUAAGUUGCACGGGUUAAUAAUUAUUAAUAAGAUAGGAAAGAAAUCCGUGUAUGGAUUCAGUGUUUUUUUAUUUUCAAACAAGUUUUCAAAUUGAAUUUUAUCUUUGCCCGGUAAUACAUUA
Messenger RNA from Nelumbo nucifera (sacred lotus), 1545 nucleotides. Its product is annotated as V-type proton ATPase subunit d2. Gene Ontology annotation, biological process: proton transmembrane transport. Gene Ontology annotation, molecular function: proton-transporting ATPase activity, rotational mechanism. Gene Ontology annotation, cellular component: proton-transporting V-type ATPase, V0 domain. NCBI's taxonomy places the organism in Eukaryota, Viridiplantae, Streptophyta, Magnoliopsida, Proteales, Nelumbonaceae. The record is from RefSeq and is a predicted model, not a curated record.